Lindgomyces ingoldianus is the source of this 1441-nucleotide messenger RNA. RefSeq lists its product as uncharacterized. The record is from RefSeq and is a predicted model, not a curated record. Bases 475 to 1254 code for a protein of 259 amino acids. The transcript has a single exon. NCBI's taxonomy places the organism in Eukaryota, Fungi, Ascomycota, Dothideomycetes, Pleosporales, Lindgomycetaceae.
CAACCCCUCAACAUGUAACCGCUCAACUUGCUCGUCCGUUCUCUUCCCAACUCCCUCGCAAUGUCGCUAACGCAGUUCUGGAACUCAGGGAAGGUUCUCCCGGUCCUUCCCUGCGCCUGCGCUCCAGCCUCGUGCUCCAAUCACUAUGUUGGUCGGAAUCAGCCCUUUCCGAAUUCCAAUGUCGACUUGCGUUCGAUAUGGACAAACUUAAUCGAAUACCUUCCACUACCGUUCAUACUGAGCAGGGAUAAGCGAUGCCACCUUUUGUCACUUCCCGUCGAACUACUUCAGGAAAUCGUGGGCUACCUGGAUCCCCAUGAUCGAAUCACGUUCACUUUGACCUGCAAGGCUCUGCAUUCAACCUUAGGGUCUAAAGAAUUCUCCGAUCUAAAGAAACUCCAUCAACACGCGUUCAUCGAGCUUCUUACAGAGCUACAACGAGAUUUGCCAGAGUAUCGACUUUGCCGUCCUUGCAUGACACUGCAUCCUCCAACCUACAAUACCAUCAAGAUUCCGCGGAACAAGCUACGCCGCCAACCUCAUCACCCCCAACUACGAGCCUACCUUUUGGCCCCCGAUGAAGGAAACUACCCAGAUAUCCUAUAUUGGCUCUGUGGAGAGCACCUCCAGCGCGCCAUCUCCAAAGAAAUAUGUCUCUCAACCCUGCGCUGCUCGGGGAGCAUUGCCCUCGGCCCAACCCUCCCCAAGCACCCGGCUCUAAACGGCGCAUCAUUCCACUUCAAAGCCACCCCGGCCUUAUCCCGCCGAAACAUCAUCUUCCAUGCCGAAUACGAACUAACAUUCAACUGUGCCCCAUGCCGCUUCUGGUCUGAGGCCUACGUCCGCUCUCUCCUUCUGUUCUUUGACCUACGGUGCUGUCUACACUGCUCGACCGGCCAAAUGCAAGACGAAAUCAUCUGCUUCCUCUUCCACGGACCUAACACACCUCUCCAACAAGGCGUUGUGAAUACAUGCGUUCGAGCAACUGAUCGGUUGGGAGACAUUGAAGAGGGGUGUGGCCACCACAUCCAUGUUUGCGAAUGCGCGACAGAAUAUAAGAUUGAGCCUGUGCGGCAGCUUGGCCUGGAUGUUCCGGUCGGAGUUAAAGUACUUAUUUGGCAGUGGUUGGGGCAUAGGAGUAAUGAUUACGUGCUUAGGCAGAAGGGGGUUUUGAGGAAUCUUUACGAGGACGCGGCUAUGGAAAUGGAGUGGGAGGCUAGUCGAACUGGAAUAGCAGAGGUGGUGGGAGACUGAUAGGAAAUUGAUAGUAGCUUUGUGUCGGAGGUUAGGAAUUUGGGACAUGAUAUCCUGGUUUACUUUUCUGGUGCUGCAUAUGGGCUUAACAUGCUAUAGUUAAUUUGUAUUAUUGCUCAAGGAUUCUUCUCAAUGAGUCGGCGAUGUCCUGGGAAGGCAAUAUUGUCCGGCGCCCGACAGCCCGGCG